AUGAGUCGUCCACAUAUUCUGGCAGUUCCUUUUCCAGCACAAGGCCAUGUAAUUCCUUUACUGCAGCUUUCAUUGUGCUUGGUUAAGCAUGGCUGUCGAGUCACGUUUGUUAACACAGAAUAUAAUCACAAGCGGAUCAUCGAUGCAUUGCAAGAAAAUGAUUCCAUGGAGGAUGGAAUUCAUCUGGUGUCUGUUCCAGAUGGAAUGGAACCCUGCGAGGAUAGAAAUGAUAUAGGGAGGUUAUGUGAUGCUAUGCCGAAGGUGAUGCCUAGGAGGCUGGAGGAGCUCAUAGAAGAGAUCAACAAAGUAGAAGAUGAAAAUGUUACUUGUGUGAUUGCUGAUGGGAAUAUUGGAUUUCCUAUUGAAGUUGCUGAGAAGAUGAACAUUAAGAAGGCUGCCUUUUGGCCUGUGGCAGCCGCAACUCUGGCUUUGUUUUACAAUAUUCCGAAGAUGAUUGAUGAUGGAAUCAUUGACAGUAAUGGAACUCCAAUCAAGAAACAAAUGGUUCAGUUUGCACACAGCGUGCCUGAAAUGGAAAGUUCAAAGUUUACUUGGGUCAAUAUUGAUGGUGGCUUAGCCCACAAAACAAUCUUUAGCUUUAUAUGCAGGAACACAAAAGCUGUGAAAGUGGCAGAUACCCUUAUUUGCAACUCAACCUAUGAAUUUGAACCUGGAGCAUUCAACUUGAUUCCGAAUAUGCUUCCAAUAGGACCUCUUUUAUUAAGCAAUCAAUUACAAGGAAACUCAAAAGGAUCCUUCUGGCAAGAAGACUCAUCUUGCUUGGAUUGGCUCGAUCAACAGCAGCCUAACUCAGUCAUUUAUGUUGCAUUUGGCAGCAUCACUGUUUUAGACGAGAUCCAAUUCCAAGAGUUGGCACAAGGACUUGAACUAACUAACAGGCCCUUCCUAUGGGUUGUGAGGCCAGAUAUUAUCGAUGAUGCCAAUGAAGCAUUCCCAGAAGGGUUUCGAGACAGGGUAGCCAAUCGUGGCCAAAUGGUGGGUUGGACUCCGCAACAGAAGGUUUUGAGGCACCCUUCCAUUGCCUGCUUCUUUAGUCAUUGUGGUUGGAAUUCCACCUUGGAAGGUUUAAGCAAUGGGCUUCCUUUCCUGUGCUGGCCAUAUUUUGCUGACCAGUUCAUCGAUGAGGGUUACAUUUGUGAUAUUUGGCAGGUGGGAUUGAGGUUUAAGAGAGACGAAAGUGGUAUCAUUACACGAGAAGAAAUUAAAACUAAGAUAGAUCAAAUUCUUGGUGAUGAAAAGUUUAAAGCAAGAGCUUUGAAACUGAAGAAAGCUGCCAUGGAAACUGUUAAAGAAGGUGGUCUGUCGAACAAGAAUUUAAACAAUUUCAUUAAAUGGAUCAAGGCAUAGGAACUCGCCACAACAUAAAGGUGAUCAUGGAAAGUUUGGCCAUUACAACUAAUCCAAAUUUUAAUUUCAGCUUGUAUUACUCUUUAUCAUGCAUUCUAGGAAUAAGUUCAU
Mangifera indica (mango) is the source of this 1479-nucleotide messenger RNA. RefSeq names its product UDP-glycosyltransferase 83A1-like. Gene Ontology annotation, molecular function: UDP-glycosyltransferase activity. NCBI's taxonomy places the organism in Eukaryota, Viridiplantae, Streptophyta, Magnoliopsida, Sapindales, Anacardiaceae. Bases 1 to 1368 code for a protein of 455 amino acids. The record is from RefSeq and is a predicted model, not a curated record. The transcript is spliced from 2 exons.